Molecule: messenger RNA, 4372 nt
Organism: Rosa chinensis
Lineage: Eukaryota; Viridiplantae; Streptophyta; Magnoliopsida; Rosales; Rosaceae
Product: G-type lectin S-receptor-like serine/threonine-protein kinase At4g27290
Exons: 8
Coding region: 1711-4287 (858 amino acids)
Biological process (GO): protein phosphorylation; recognition of pollen
Molecular function (GO): protein serine/threonine kinase activity; ATP binding
Source: RefSeq, a predicted model, not a curated record
GUCAAAUAAACUCUCAUCGACUUUAAAGUUCUCAAACAGCAAGACAGAUGUGAACCUGAAACUUCAAUUCAGGUAAUUUUGGAAUCUCAUUCCAUUAAAGUAAUUGACUUUAGUCAACCCAAAUACAAAAGGCUCUGCUCACCUUCAUCUCCAACCUUCACCUAACUUGAACUUAAUCGAACUCCAUUCCAGUAGUCUCAUCGCUCUAGCAUAUUAAAAUCCAUUUUGGGAAUUUGGGAUUCAGUCCUGUCCCUAAUUCUGUUGAAUUUUGCUACCGACCUAAUUUAGUAUCAACUUGUGGGAGAACAUGAAAGGGAUAGAGAAAAGGAUGGGAAUUGACUUCAAGAAUAAUGCCAAAGAGUACCCAAAUCAGAAAUGUGCAGUUUUGUUAGAGUUGAGGGAUUUGGAUGACAAGAUAUGUCCUGUGGAGUUUGGUAUUUCCAGAACGCGCCGUGUUAGUGGACCGGGUUUUGAAUAAUCCGAAAUGACACUAGCUCCAUUCCAAGAGGACCAUUGUUGAUUGGGAAAGGAUUACGAAUUCCUAAUUGCCAUCCGAAGUUGAAUGGCAUUGGAAGUAAGUACUCUACCUUCUGUUUUGAAUUGAAUUUUUCUUAGUUUCACAUUGGAUCAUGUUGUUUAGUUGAAAGCAAUUCUAGUAUUUUAUUCAAAUGAAGUUUCAGUCUUUCAUGUUUCGUAUGAUCGUCGUAAGCAUGUUAUACGCCACCUACAGUGUAAACAAUUGGGAAUGAAUUCAUUGCAACUGCUUCAAACUGAAUGUAUUGACUUAUUUUGAGUUAGUUACUUAACUUGUCAGUCCAAACUCCCCAGGAAGAAGGCAAAAAGAAAAUGACUGGGUAGAUAAUAAUCCUUUACAAGUAUUGAAUAUUGAUGGAAUUAGAAAAUGGUUAAUUGAAUGAUGAUGUUUAUUUCAAAGAAGAAUUUUCUUUGGUUGACACUGGAUAGUGAUGUUUAUUUGAAAGCAGUUUCUAAUCUUUCGUUUAAAUGCAGUUCAAAUCUUUCAUGUAUCGUAUAAUCUUGUUAAGUAAUGAUCACGCCCGCAGUCUAAACAGUUGGGAGAGGAUUCCUUGCAACUAUGUCAAAAUUGCAUGUAUUGACUCAUCUCGAGUUAGUAAUUUGUAUUCUCUCCUGUCCAAAAUCCCAGCAAGACUAAAGAAAAUGAAAUGGCAGAUGGUCAAUCCAUUACAGCUAUAGAAUAUUGCAUGAAUUAGAAAAUAAUUAAUUCCUUCCAAUCAUAACUGACAUAUGAUCACCGAAUUUAUAGGAUUUAAGUAAUUGCAGAGUUGUGGAUGUGGAAAUGUUAAUCAUAGAGGUAGAGGCUGCGGUGUUAUUUCAACUAUUGCAGCAAGGGGGUAGGGGGAUAAAUGAGGUCUAAAACUAAUUCAAAUGCAUGUGUUGACUUUUCUUAACUUAGUGAUUUGUCUUCUUUGCUGAGUCCAUACACUCCCAUUUUGACUCCCAGGAAGCAGACUAAAAGAAAAUUACAGGGUAGAUAGUUAAUCUAUUACAGGUAUAAUAUAUUGGAGGAGUUAGAAACUAACAGUUGCUUUCAAUCAUAACUCUAUAUGUAUAAUUAUUGAAUUUGUUCGAUUUAAGUAAUCUUAGAGUUGCUGGAAAGUCAAUCAUAGAAAGAGGGGCUUCAGUUUUAUUUCAACUAUUACAGCAAGGGACUAGGGGGACAAUGAGUCUUCUAUGGAAAUGAGGUGUUCGAGUAUUACAGUCAUGAAAAAUCCAUUGAAGGUUUUAAUUAGGAUGUGCUUUCAUCCUAUUUGCUCUUUUCUGCUCAUCAUUACUGCGAUAUUUUCCACAGUGGGAGGCAGCACAAGUACAUUUCAGUCCGUUAGAGAUGGCCAGACUAUAGUUUCAACUACUGGAAACUUUGAGCUUGGAUUUUUUAGUCCUGCCACUGGUUCUAAUAACCGAUACCUUGGGAUAUGGUACAAGAAGAUAUCGGCUACCAUAGUGUGGGUUGCCAACAGAGAAGCACCCCUUACUGAUUCAUCAGGUGUUCUGCAGGUCACCGACCCUGGAAUUCUUGUCCUCCUCAACCAUAACAAGAGCAUAAUUUGGUCCUCAAACACAUCAAGAUCUGCAGAGAAUCCAGUGGCCCAGCUUUUGGAUUCAGGAAAUCUUGUUGUAACGGACGGCAGUGAUACAGACCCUGAGAAUUUCUUGUGGCAAAGUUUUGAUUACCCAAGUGAUACACUCCUACCAGGUAUGAAGCUUGGUUGGAACAAAGUUACUGGCUUCAGUAGGCAUCUUACAUCAUGGAGCAGUCCACAGGAUCCUUCUCUAGGAAAAUAUACAUAUGAACUUGAUCGCAGAGGAUAUGGAGAAGAAAUUUUGAAGAAGGAUUCAGUUAUGAUAUGGCGAACUGGACCAUGGAAUGGAAUCCGAUUCAGUGGCACGCCUCAUUUAACUCCAAACUCCAUAUUCACAUACAAUCUUGUUUUUGAUGAUCAUGAUGAAGAAUAUUAUAUUUUUGAGCUUCUUAACAGCUCAGUUUAUUCAAGAUUGAUCCUCACUCCAGAUGGGCGUGUUCAGCGCUACACUUGGAUUGAUACAACCCAAACUUGGGGAUUUCUUUAUCAAACAGCUUUAAUUGAUAACUGCGACAGUUAUGCAUUCUGUGGUCCAAAUGGUGCAUGCAGUAUUGACAGUUCCCCAGUAUGUCGCUGCUUGAAUGGAUUUCAACCCAAAAAUCCAAAGGACUGGGAUGUAGUGGAUUGGUCAAAUGGCUGUGUGAGAAGGACUCCACUAAAUUCAGUAAAUUGCAGCGGUGACUUGUUUGAGAAGUACUCUGCAGUGAAAUUGCCAAACACAGAGCAGUCCUGGUUCAACAGAAGUAUGAAUCUGAAGGAAUGUGAAAUGGUGUGCUUGAAGAACUGUUCCUGCACAGCUUAUGCAAAUUUGGAUAUCACGGAUGGAGGAUCUGGCUGCUUGCUGUGGUUUGGCAACCUAAUUGAUAUUAGAAAUUUAACUGUAAAUGGGCAAGAUAUUUAUAUAAGAAUGGCUGCAUCAGAACUAGGCCUGGAUCAUGACAACACAGUUAUCAAUGCUAAAGACUCUGAAUCUAAGAAGGUUAGAAUCAUACUAUGUGGUACUCUGUUGCCUACUGGACUGCUGAUCGUGGGCAUAGCCCUGGUAUUUUAUUGCCGGAAGAAGCAGCCCAAAAAAUAUGGGAAAAUGAGGAGCAGCAAAAAAGAAGAUUCAGAACUUACCUCAAGAGAAGAAGAUUUAGGACUUCCCUCAAAGAAAGAAGAUUUUGAACUUCCAUUAUUUGACUUGGCUACUGUCGUUUGUGCCACCGAUAACUUCUCAGAGAGCAGCAAACUAGGAGAAGGUGGAUUCGGAUCCGUCUUUAAGGGUAUGUUGAAAGAUGGACAGGAAAUAGCUGUGAAGAGGCUCUCGAAACAUUCUACUCAAGGACUGGAUGAGUUCAAGAAUGAGGUUACACAUAUUGUCAAACUUCAGCACAGGAAUCUAGUGAGGCUUCUAGGAUGCUGCAUUCAGGAAGAUGAAAUGAUGCUGAUAUACGAAUGCAUGCCUAACAAAAGCUUGGACUUCUUUAUUUUUGAUCAAAGAAGAAGCUUCUUACUAGAUUGGUCUAAGCGCUUUGACAUUAUUAAUGGUAUUGCUCGGGGGAUCCUUUAUCUUCAUCAAGAUUCUAGACUGAGGGUAAUUCAUAGAGAUCUCAAAGCAGGCAAUAUCUUAUUAGACAGUGAAUUCAACCCAAAAAUCUCAGACUUCGGCCUGGCUAGAAGUUUUGGAGGAAAUGAAACUAAAGCAGAAACGAAUAAAGUGGUCGGGACAUAUGGUUACAUGUCCCCAGAAUAUGCAAUUGACGGGUUCUACUCGAUCAAAUCUGACGUGUAUAGCUUUGGUGUUUUGAUGCUGGAGAUAAUAAGUGGGAAGAGAAACAGAGGAUUCCUUCAUCCAGGCCACAACCUCAACCUGCUUGGACAUGCAUGGAACUUACACACAGAAGGCAGGUCCAUUGAAUUGCUUGCUACAUCAGUAGGGGACUCCAUUAAUCUACAAGAAGUUCUGCGAGCGAUUCAUGUGGGUGUUUUAUGUGUUCAGCAAAAUCCACAAGACAGGCCAAGCAUGUCAGCUGCAGUUCUAAUGUUAAGUGGUGAAGGUGUGCUGCCUGUACCUCAGAAACCUGGUUUUUAUAAUGAGAGGGCUCUAACUGAACUCCAAGUCCAUUCUUCUUCACAAGCAUGUUCAGUUAAUAUGCUCACUUCCACCUUAUUCGAGCCUCGUUAAUUGAUAUUUCAUGUUGGUGUAAUUGCAAUCCUUUUGUCUUUGGAAUGAGCUUGAAGUUGAAUGAAAGAAUUUAAUUUCUUGAGUA